Corylus avellana is the source of this 2040-nucleotide messenger RNA. Lineage: Eukaryota; Viridiplantae; Streptophyta; Magnoliopsida; Fagales; Betulaceae. The record is from RefSeq and is a predicted model, not a curated record.
AUGGAUACAUUGAUAGGUAAAUUUAAAGAACAAAUUGAUGGAAAGAAAUACUUGCUCGUGUUGGAUGAUGAUCAAGCAAAAUGGUCUAAAUUGAAAGAAGUGUUGAUGGGUGGUGCAAAAGGCAGUAGAAUAUUAGUGACUACACGUAGUGAAAAGGUUGCAAGGGUUACCGGAACAGUUGAGUCAUAUUUCUUAUGGGGAUUAGGGGAACACGCUUCAUGGUCUUUAUUUAAGCAAAUGGCUCUUGAGAAAGGACAAGAACCGGAGGAGAAUUUAAGAAUUGUAGCAAUUGGGAGGGAGAUCCUAGAAAAGUGUUCAGGUGUCCCACUGGCCAUAGGACAAUUGGAAGCUUAUUACGCUUCAAAAAUUCAGAAGCAGAGUGAUUAUUGGAUUUGUAGAUCAAGACUGAUUCAACUUUGGAUCGCACAAGGGUUUGUCAAGUUAUCUGAUCAAAACCAAUGCUUGGAAGAUGUUGGUAAUGAGUAUUUUAUGGAUCUGCUUUGGAGAUCAUUAUUUCAUGAAGCUAAAAUGGAUGAAUUUGGUAACGUAAUUGGAUGCAAAAUGCAUGACCUCAUGCAUGAUCUUUCCAUAUCAGUGGCAGGAUCGAUGAUCACCACAUUAGAUGAUAAUAAGAGACACGUUGAUGAAAAAACUCGUCAUGUAUCAAUUGUUGGUUACGAUAUUGACGCUUUAUCAAUUAAAACUUCAUUGUGUAAAGCAAGUAGGAUAAGAACAUUUCUUUGUCGUCCUACUUCCAACAACUUUUGGGGUGAGUCAGAUUGUGAUGCAAUUUUUUCAAGUUCCAAGUUAUUGCGUGUGUUGGGCCUGCAUGAGAGAAAUCUUGAUUUUUUUCCAAGCUCUAUUGAGAAGUUGAAGCAUUUAAGACAUCUUGAUCUUUCUUGGAACCACAAUCUCAAGAAGCUACCAAAUUCUAUAACCAGGUUGCAGAAUUUGCAAACACUAACACUCUCAUUUUGUGAUGAGCUUGUAGAAUUGCCGAGAGACAUUAAAAGGUUAGUCAAUCUCAGGCAUCUUGAGAUAGAUGGAUGUUAUCAGUUGACUUAUAUGCCAUGUGGAUUUGGGAAAUUAACUAAUCUUCAGACUUUAACGAACUUUGUGGUUGACAAGGAUCUUCUCUCUAGGCAUAGCAGUGCGUUAACAGAACUAAACGGACUAAAUAACCUAAGAGGAAAGUUUGAUAUUGAAAAUAUGAGACGUGGGAAAGAUGCUAUAUCAGAAUGUAAGGCUGCAAAUUUAAAGGAGAAACAACAUCUUCAUGCUUUGGAUUUUCGGUGGAGUAUUGAAGGAGGUGUCAAUGAUACAGACGUUACUAUUGAUGAUGAAGUAUUAUUGGAAGUCCUCCAACCACACCCAAAUCUGAAACAACUUUGUUUAAAAGGCAAUUGCAGUUCAAGGUUUCCGAGUUGGCUUUUGUCACUUACAAAUCUUGUUACAUUUGAUUUAUGGAAGUGUACAAAAUGCCAAUAUCUACCAUUCUUGAGUCAACUGCCUUCGCUCAAGUAUCUCUCUCUUUCACAUUUGGAUGCUAUGGAGUACAUAUCAGUCGAUUGUGAUAGCAAAGAGUUCUCUUCCUUUUUCCCAUCCCUCAAGUAUAUCCGGCUGAAUCGUUGCCAUAAUCUCAAGGGGUGGUGGAGGAGGGGGGAUUUAUCUAUGGAGGUCAAUAGUGAUAGUCAUAAUUCCGUUGAAAUAAUGGAGCAUCCUUUGCUCUGUUCCUUUCCUCGUCUUUCACCAUUAAAGAUCUGGAAUUGCCCAAUGUUGACUUCCAUACCAAUAUUUCCACAUCUUGAAGAACAGUUGGACCUAGAGAAUGUUAACUGGAAGCCAUUGGAACAGACAAUGAUGAUGAAUAUGGUAGCACUACAAAGCCCAAUGUCAACAACAAUACCCUCUUCUUCAUCCACUCCUCUCAAAAUUGAAGUCUAUACAGCUGGUUUCCAUUGUGGAUCUAGAAAUUCUGCCAGAGGAGUGGUUGAAAAACCUCACCUCUCUCGAGUCUUUAAAAAUAGGGAACUGCAAUAG